Messenger RNA from Asterias rubens (European starfish), 4328 nucleotides. RefSeq names its product protein SHQ1 homolog. Gene Ontology annotation, cellular component: nucleoplasm; cytoplasm. The transcript has 11 exons. Gene Ontology annotation, biological process: box H/ACA snoRNP assembly. NCBI's taxonomy places the organism in Eukaryota, Metazoa, Echinodermata, Asteroidea, Forcipulatida, Asteriidae. The coding region runs from base 121 to 2247 and encodes 708 amino acids. The record is from RefSeq and is a predicted model, not a curated record.
CCCAUGAGUUGAAGUAAACCAUGAGUAAACCAACUUCCUCCAUGUGACAACUGAGUGAUUGCAGUGACAACAGGGCGAUAUCGAACUUGAUUUGACAAACUAUAAGAGUGACGUUUGACAAUGCUUACCCCAUCAUUUGUGCUUACCCAAGAUGCUGAUUUCUUGAGGCUUCUUAUUAAAGCACGCUAUGCGAAAGUCACAGACGUGGAAACAUUUGUUGACGGCAAUGACUUCAAGUUCUAUGCAAAGCCGUAUUUCCUGAGGCUUCACCUUCCUGGAAGAGUUAUUGAAGAUGGCAGGGAACGAGCAAAGUAUGAUGUAGACUCAGGAUCGUUUGAAAUCUGUCUCCCCAAGGAGACACCAGGUGAAGUCUUUCAGGGCCUGGACAUGUUAACAAAAUUGUUAACCCCAAAAGGUCAGAGGUCAGCCGAGCAGCCUGGGAUUGAGGUCAUUGGUGAGAGUGGGAAUGAAGGUGAAGAACUAGACGAAGAAAAUGCUGAUGACCAGGGAGAGAUUGACUGGCAGAUGGAACAGCAGCCAUUCCAACAAGAGGAGGAUGCCCUCAUGGGAGAGACGCACUAUGGCUUCGCAAAUAAGAGAAGCGGUGUCUUCCAGAGGUUGCAGGAGGAGUUGUGCGAUGUUGUUGAUGUCCCAAACCCAGAUACAAUGCAUCUAAAGGAAAGGAGGACAGCCAGAGGGUCGGCAGAAAAUGAAAAGUUUGAUGGUGAUCAUUACUUGGCUGAUUUAUACCAGGAAGAUACAACAUUAGAUGAGCUUCAAAACUACAAGCCAUCAUGGCACCCAGACUGGAAGUCACUGCAGGCAAAGACUAAACAGGCUUCCAUUGGUCAGGAGGGCUAUGAGGUGCAAUUCACGGAGGGAGAAAGGGAACAGAUGGUGAGGUUACCAAACAGACAGCACCUCCUGGAUGACGAGACAGAAAGAGGUGUAUUACUGGGCCUGGUAGAUAUUAUCUUUGCUUACGCCUACAAUGCCAGAACUACGCUCGGUGAAAACUCAGUGGAGUCGGCAUGGACCAUUUGUAAAUUGAGUCCCACCCUCUCCUGGCUUGACUGGUUCAAAUCGCUUGAUGAAGUGAUGACUGCUUGCUAUCGUAGGGCCUUGUGCUAUCCAUUGUCCAGACACUGGGAUCUAACACGGAAAGUCUACCAAGACGUCAAAAGGAUCUUUCAGCUAGGAAGGGGGCAACUAUUAAAGUGUUUACUCGAAACCCAUCAGAUAUGUGCUGGAGAUGACCCUCGCUACAUUCUCAAUGAGCUUUACAUCACAGAUUACUGUAUCUGGGUACAGUCCGUCAGUCAUGUCAAGAUUCAGUCCUUAGCAACAGCUCUGAAGAAGGUGAAAAUAACAAAGAGUAGCAUCGGCUUUGAGCUUGAGGAGCUGGAGGCAGCAGCUGCUCUUGUGAACCAGGAGGACAAUGGGGAACAGUGUGAACAAUCUGAAUCUAUUGAACAGUUUGGUUACCCGCAUAUCCUUCAUAAGGUGAUGGCGGCAGAUGUGGAACAUGAUCCACCCUCUGAAAUGUUUGCUAACAAAGAACAAGACAUUAAAUGUGAAACCAAGAUUGGAGAUGAUUCUCAAAUAUUGAAUAAAACAGAUUGCAAAACAUUGGGUGAACAUGUCGGGAAGGAUCAAGACAAUCAAGCUGAGGAAACUACGGAGAAUGAAAUCGUUUCAAAACUUUCAGCAAUGAAGCUUCAAAGCAUUGGAUCGAAAGGUACUGAGGAUCUCUUGGAUACAGCCUCUAAACCAGAAAGCUUGUCAUUGGAUGCGUGGGCUGCCAAACCCCCAUCGAUGAAGAUAGAAGUGUUUGGUGAGGACGCGACAGACAUUCCUGCCGACAAUCAAUCAAACAGCCAAGACGCGAGUCAGGAAGAUGCGGGUUGUCGUAGUGAUGAAGAGAGAGGAAUAAUUAAAGAAGCUGAUAUGAAGAUGGAAGAGGAACUACGUAUAUCUUUAUCACCCAAGAACACUGUGACCUCCCAUGGACAAAAACCUCAGAAGAUGUUAGAACCAUGCACAGAUAAAAACCAUUCUAGACUGGACUCGGAUUCUGAAUCGGGUUCUGAAUCGGAUGACGAGUCCGAUUCUGAAUCGGAUGAAGAUACAGAUAGUGAUUCUGAAUCGGGUACAGAUUCUGACUCAGACACAGAUUCUGAAUUGGACACUGCUGCAGGUCCCGACUCUGAAUCCAAAACUGGACCGAACAUAGUAACCAAUAAAUAAAGUUUCUUGAUUUUGUUAUCAAUUCAGAUUUAAGCAAAGUCAGUCUCAACUUGGAAUUUGGGAAGAUUAAAGGUCUCCCAAAGGUUACUUUGCAAGAAGCCCCCUGAAACAAUUUGGGUUUAGGAAGGCCUACUCUUGCUAUAUAAGAACUGGGCAACUAGAUAGUACAUUCACAUGUUUGAUCAAUGGCAGUACAGCAAAUAGGCAAGACAUCACUCUGCUCUAAAUCAUAUGGGAGAAAAUUUAAAUGUCUCAACUAAUGAAGGCUGGCCAAUUCUUGACCAGGGGUGGAUUUCACAAAGAGUUAAAACUAAUCUUAUCUCGAGUUAAGACGAGUUACUCGACCUAACUUAGUACUCGCGAUAAGUUUUUAAUAUCUCCUAGGACUAGUCCUUUGUGAGUUGACCCCAGAGCUUCUGAAGUACUAAAAGGAUCCUUUGGACAACAAGAGACACAAAUCAGACGGUAGUCGACACCGACUCAUUCAUAGUUACACUUCUAGUACAAUUCAUAAUUUAUUUAAGCUUUUCUAUUUGAUUGUAAAAAAAAAAAGUUUAACAUCGAUUGAAUAUACAGAAGUAACCAUGUUGUUUCCGAAAGCAUUGCUGUAUUAAGUAACAAGAAUAUACUAUCAAAUAAUAUGAAAUAAACAAAAUUAGAAUACAGUCACAAGUUUGCCUUCGAGUCAAGCAUAAACUAAUAAUGACAACUGACUUACAAGUCUUAAAUUUAUUUCUAUAUUUCAAGACUUUGGUCUACUUAAUCCUACGGAGUACUGUUUUGAACAUUGCUUCUCCUGAAUUAUAGUACUUAUACCUUUUUUUAAGUUCUUCAUCAUCACAGCAUCGAAAACUGUCAGUACAAAAUCACCAUUUCAAAAACAUAAAUCUUUCCAACACCUCUCGCAAGAAGUACUGUUUUGUUUCUUCCACAACCUAUAGUACUUGUAGUUACCCUUUUAGUGCAUUCAAGGUGUUUUGUUUGUUUAUUAUUAUUUUUUAAAUGCAAGUUUGUCCCAAACAAGGCUAAGGGGUGGGGGGCACUCUUGGUAAGGGGCUACAAUAAGAAAACAUUCAGGUGAAAAUAACUCGGGGGGGAACUAAAAGUAGGAAUUUAUGUUCCUUGAAAAACAGUUUAGAAUUUAGGAUGGAGGGAAACAUGUACCAAGCAAGGAGUUCCAAAUAGACGCAGUGUGGAAUAAAUCCAUUAAAAAGGCUCUUUUCUACAUCUCAACAAAGCGAGAAAGGCUAAUGCAAGCAAGGAAUGGUUUUCUUUUUUAUUUUUAACAAAAUUUCGUUGUUAAGGUUUGUUCCCCCAGUAAAUCAGUACUUUUUAUUUCUAUAUAAGCAUGUAGAAGCCUAAAACCAUGUAUGUAGACCGUCGUUCUCGUUGUUAAUAUUAUUUUAAAGGGUCAAACACCAUGACAUUUUCCAACUCUGUCGGGAAAAAAACACCAAAUGAUAUUUAGUAACUUAUUUUUUUUUACAAUACAACUACUGAAAAGUAUUUCAUUGUAUUAAUUAAAGGCACAUCGCAAGGUAUUCUAUUUAUGUAACAAUUCAAUACACUCACAAUGAAAUAAUUUAUAUUAUUGUAAUAUUACUGACAAAGUUACUGACCACUUAGUUUGCAAAACCCUUCAUUUGUCUUGGUGCGUUUACAAAAAUAGUAAGCAGCCCUGCUGAAGAAUCUUAAAUCUUCAAUGGUAAAGUGCAACUUGUUUUAUAAGACCAAGAACCAACUUGGCAUAGAUAUGAAUUUACUCAUUUCAAAAGUAUUUUCAUUACAUGGAAGACGAAUGUUGUCAAAAUUUAUGGAAUUGUUUUUGUGCACAAUUUGUACCAAAUAUUAGGCCGCUUCAGUGAUUUAAAAAAAUUACUUCUGGUUUGAUUCUCUAACACACAUUCAAGGUUUAUUUCAAUAUGGCUUCCCAUAGUUUGCCCUAAAACAGAGUUCAGGUGUUUAAAAAGGACGGUCCAAAAAACACCAAUUUCGCACAACACAACUGCUUACCAGAAUAAGAUUACCAGCCAAACUAUCAUGUCACAUGUACCAUUUGUAACUGGUAUCCUGCUCAUUUC